Messenger RNA from Capsaspora owczarzaki ATCC 30864, 3315 nucleotides. RefSeq lists its product as hypothetical. The transcript has a single exon. The coding region runs from base 1 to 3315 and encodes 1104 amino acids. The record is from RefSeq and is a predicted model, not a curated record. Lineage: Eukaryota; Filasterea; Ministeriida; Capsasporidae.
AUGUUCAACGGCCGCGCUCGAGGGAGCAUUCGUGUCGAAUCACAAUCUACAUCCGCAGAGUUUGUCCGCAAUUUGCAACAGGUACUCACCAAGCUUUGGCCUCGACCAGAGCUUUUCGGCGCUGAAGACAUUGUCAACUACUCUGGAACUCAGCAACCUGUGCUCUUUUGGAAAGUUGCCGAUCCCAAGGGCAACUUUAACUGCUAUGACCUUGAAGCCGAGCCGCUUCCAACAGGAAAUGUCAUGCUGGUGCAAAGUACAUCAAGCUCCGACUUUGGGUGCGUGAAGCGUCGCACCACCGCCGACGCUUUUUUCGUCCAACCUGAAAAGUACAUUCCAAGCUUGGCCGCAGCCAGCUGGCACGACAUUUCGCAUCGCCCAUUGGAUCUGCAAGUAGAAAAAUCGCCCGUUGCUGUACCAGCAUCUCAAGUUCUUCCGCCGGAGUCGUCGGUGCUUGAGUACAAACAGCAAGCGUCCAGAAAACAAGACCCGAUGCCUUACGUGUACACGGCUGACGAUCUGGUCUCUCAUUUGCGAGAUGUUGGUCAACUGCUGGUUCAGCAGCGCGAGGCGCGCUUGAUCAUCGGAGUCGCCGAUUCUCCGAGCCAUGUCAUUGGUGUUGAAAUUUCUUGGAGAUUUGCCGAGUCUUUGAACUCUGCUGUCACUACUUGGGCUUCCGAGCUGAUCCCCAGUAUUUCUGAAACACCCAUCAAGAUCUCGAUUCAGCCUGUUGUAAACGCCCUUCCGGGUUUGACUCCUGAGACACUGGCAACCUUUGUUGUGAUUCAGAUCGAUGGCAGUCAGGCCCAGCAGAUACUUGCGGCGACGCACGGCCGCGGCCAACGAGUGAAACUUGAAGACGAGCUACCGUCAGAUUCCAAAGACGAAGUCAAAGCGCACAAGGUGCUCGUUGUAUUGCAGCAAGAUGCCUUGCCCCUUCUGCCGCCGUAUUUGCGAGCUGCGUGCGAGCAUGUGCAAAGUCUUUCGAAUAUCUUCGAUCCGGCUUUUGACACCCCGAUGGCAGCCCUUCUGUCUGAAUGUCACGCUGUCAUCUCAGGGUCACCCGACCCGUGGUCAGCUUUACUCGACCUUCUGGCACCUCGUGUGAUCGUUUCUGUUCAGUUCUCCCGUGGCCAGCCUCUUCUCUUCAUUCAUCGCCUUGGCAACCCUUUGAUGAGUGUUGUCGCGGCUGAUGGCAGGCAAUAUGAGGCAAACGCCUUGGGCGCUUGGCUUCGGCUCCAAACGCCAAAAGUGUCUCGUGCCUUGCUGAGAGGUGGGAUGGCUGUGCGCAUCCGACUGCGCUCCUCCGCAGCAAUCCAACAAGGACAGCCUGAUUUGGCAGAGGAGGCCAUCAAACAUAUGGUCGGCCACUGUCACUUUGAUCUGCAGCUGGAAGUCGAUCUGCAACGCCAUGCAUCGCGAAACCGCACAGCCAUGGCCUUGCAACCCAUACGGCGCCCGUUUGCUCCGCGAAUCGUCGUCAUUGAUGCUGACUUUGCAGUUUCGCAUGGGAGGGAAAUUGAGAGGCUAUUGCAGACGAUUCCAAUGCAUCGCGUCGCUACGCUGCCAGAUGAUCCGCUUGGAGCAGCCACAGUGCUACCGCCCAGCGCAUACUCUGUUGUUGUCGUUGCACGUCUCGAUGACGCGCUAGUCAAGGGGCCGUUGUUUGAGCUUUUAAACAGUCACAUGGACAUUUGCGAUGUCUAUCUCGCCUCUCCACCACCGCGCCACCAAGUUCUGCUGCCACCAUCUGUCUCUCGAGACGAGUUUGCUUCUCAAGUCGUACGUAACCCUCCGUGUGAAGUGCAGCUCGAGGUUGUUCCGCCUGAGCUUUCGUCGUCUCCCGAUUUUGAUAGCAACAUUUUGCUGCAAGCGCAAGACUGGGUUCGGAAUGGACAUCCGAUUCCAUGGGGAUUGCUCUCCCGAGACUUUUAUGCGAUGCGCUCGAAUCAAACCUCUUUGGUAACAACCAUUUUAUCACGCCUUCAAACUGGCCAUGGUCUGUCUACACUGACCGUGGCCCAGACGCUUGCGGGCGCAGGCAGCACCACACUGCUACGAGCUGUCGCCUUUAAACUCGCCAAGACGCACGUCGUGCUCUGGGCAUCGAGCCCUGACACACUCGUCACUCCGGCCGCGUUGGAGUAUGUGCGUGCGCUGGGGCGAGAGCAUCAGCUAGUGAUUGUCUGCGACUUGCCACGCAACGCUCCAGCUUCCUCAUUGCGUCCGUGCUCCGUACUCUGGGAUCAAGCUGACCUUCAGCCUGCGGUACUGCUGCAACUUGAACGCACCGAGUUUUGGAACAGCUCAAUUCCGUCGCACGCGGUUGCAAGCGUGCAUCUGGUGCUGGACCAGCAAGAAGCGGCUCGCGUGGUGCGCUGCUUCCAAUGUUUGUUUCCAGCCAGGUCUGACGCUCUACAAGGUCUGCUUCAGCCGCUUGCGGGCGAUUGCGAGCACGACCUGGUUUUGUACCUUGCGACGGCCAUGUACGAUGCUCCUGCUCGAGGUAUUUUGCGAUUCCUCAAUCCGCUCGACAGUACAGAGCGCGAUGAAGACAUGUUUGCGAAGCAUAUGGCCUUCCUCACUUUGGCAGAUGUUCCAGCAUCCUGGGAAGCAUGUCGAAGCGCCAUCCCUUCACACGAUCCGACAUGGCAUUUGCUACGUCUGGUCCCAGAGGAAAGUGAAAACGGUGGUCGUGUCCGUGUUGCAGUUUGGCAUCCCACCUUGGUCGAUGCAGUGCUCGGCCUCGGUCCCUUCUACCGCGACCCUCGGUCCGAGAGCCAGGUUCUUGUCGAUGCAUGCCUGGCCUCCUGCCAAACUUCCUGGAUUGCGAGCGCCUUGGCGUGGUCUGCGUUACUGAAGCGUCCGAAAUCAGCUCCGUUUUCGCCUUUCGUUCAGAGAUUGGUGAGCCUGCAAAAACGUGAGGUGCUCAAAGACGAUUUGCUCGGACGUGUGCUCGUGGCUUCUACCAAUUUCGUGGAUCGCGAGACGAAGCUGCACUUUGACAUCAUGCACUCUCGUUAUCUGGAGGCUAUCGGUAGCCCAGCGUGUCUCCCUGAAGCCAAGUCCAUCAUGAACAACGCUCAGUCACACCUGCUUUUCAUUGCAAGUCGCAACUAUGGUGAUCGGUUGCUCAACCAGCAUAAUCGCUUGUCCCUGACUCAGCGGGAAGAACUGCACCGUGUCAUGAUCAUGCUCUUCAACGAGGAGCCGGAGAGAUUCACCCGCGAUGAUAUCCGACGUAUCAGAGACGCAGUUCCCGUGGCUAAUCAGCAGUCAUGGGCGUUACGUUUGCUGACCAGUGCGCCGGCAUGA